UGUUCGUCCAUCGACCAAAGGAACCGAAAAAGAAUGAGCUUUGGAGCACCUCCAUGGACGACAAUGGAUCUUGCUACGAGACUAGCUCUUUGCACUUAGCCAAGACAAACCUGGGUAUACCUGCUGCAGCUGCCGUUGCGCAAGUAAAAUGGGGAUAUAUCAAAAUAUCAAAUAAUAGAAAUCGUUGCAUGCAUUGCAUGAGAAAACCAACAACAACACUGACUUGAGAGAUUCCAUUUGCUGGAUUGAUUGAUUUAAGUGCUAACCAGAUCGAGGAGGAGCCCUCGUUGACAAUCCAAGAACUCAAGAUGACACGCCUCAUUGAUUUCGUCCUCGUCGGUAUGACUGUCCUCGUAUUGGCAGGAACCGGAGCUUGCAACGCCGCCGAGGAGGAAACAAGUAGUAAUAACCAGCUUCGUCGCCACCGAAGGCUGGUUUUGGAGCAAGAUGCGGUUCUAAUGGACAACGUCGAAACCAGCUUUCCGGAUGUGCCUCAGUAUGAUGGAACAGAGCAGGAUGAAACCGUUUACGUCUUUAAACAUACAAGCGCGGACAUUCCACAGGGGCGAACUGUCAAGUGCGUGCUCUAUUGCACCAAAAAAGGUUGGCGGGACACUGCCAUUUCGUUUCACGAGGGGUUUCUCCCAAACGCCUAUUCGGAUAAAGAUGCAAGGACUACUGGUGAUUGUCCUAUCCACAGUGGAUACACCAUGACUCAAACAGGACCUCUCUAUGUCUUUCUGGCCAACUACAAUAGUGGUGGUCUUGUCAACGGAAGGCUCCUGUGCAAGACACUUCCAGAGACUCUGUCAUUGGAUAGCAUUCUUCAACAGGGUGUUGAAUCUAGCUUUUCGGAUCUACCACAGUAUCGACCAAUGAACGAGGACGGGUCUGUGCAAGUCUACCAGAUCACAGCCAAUGAUAUACCUGCAAGCACAUUGGUGAGGUGCUCCUUGACUUGCAUCAACAAGGGCUUUCUUCAAACAACGCUCUCCUAUCAUCAGGGUACACUGCCAACCAACUACGACGACAAGGAUGUUCGACAUACUGGAAACUGCCCCAUAACAAAAGGCUUCACCACAAACAAGGCAGGACCUGUGUAUGUGUUUGCAGCGAAUCUCAACGGGGCUGGGCUGGUGGGUGGCAUGAUGCGAUGUGGUGUUCUCCCUGCCACUCUUUCCACGGAUGGCACGUUGGUCGAUGGGGAGGCAACUGGGUUUGCCGAUCUAGACGCAUAUGAUGAGAUUGAUGAAGACAUCACUGUUCAGGUGUACAAGUUCACUAGUGAGGACAUUGAAGCAGGCACCACGGUCCGAUGUGCCUUGGAUUGUACCAAUAUGGGUUUUCUCUCUACCUCAAUCUCUUUUCGUGAAGAAGAUCUGCCAAGGAUCUAUGCCGACGAUGAUAAGACUUCCAAUGGCAACUGCGACUUUCACAGUGCAUACACCAUGAAGCGCACGGGUCCACUCUACGUCUAUUUGGCCAACCGCAACAGUAACGGCCUGGUGAAUGGAGUUGUUACGUGCAAGGCAAUCCCUGAAGCUUUGUCAGCUGAUGGAACGUUGGCUGAUAAUGUGGCAACAAACUUUACCGAUCUACCAAAAUACAGUGUUGUCAAUGAAGAUUUGACCGUCCAAGUCUACAAAUUCACCGAGACUGAUGUACCCGCUGCCGCCACAGUUAGAUGUUCCUUAGACUGUGUUGCUACUGGUCUGCUUGAUUCCACAAUGACUUUCAAGCAAGGAUCCCUCCCGACUACCUUUGAUGACACGCAUGAACGACAGAGUGGCAGUUGCCUUUACACUGGCGACUACACAAUGGUCAAUACGUCUCCCCUUUAUGUCUCAGUGACUAGUUUGACGGAUAGUGGUUUGGUGAAUGGCAAAAUCAAAUGCAAGGUUCUGCCCUCGGAUCUAACGGUGGAUGGAGUUCUUGCCGACGGUGAAUUGGCCAGCAUUCCAUAUCUGCCAAAAUAUGAUGACAUGGAUGAGGAUGGGACUGUCCAGGUGUACAGGUUUUCCAAUCAAUCCAUACCAGUGGGAACAACAGUGACUUGCUCUUUCGAUUGCACUAGCAGUGGCCUUCUAUCUACUACACUCUCUUUCCAGGGAGGAGCUUUACCAACUGACUAUACCAACCGAGAUGAAAGAAGAAGUGGCAAUUGUCCGUUUCAAGAUGAAUUCGUCAUGACCCGCUCCGAGGACUUGUAUAUCUUUGUGGCCAACACUCACAAUUCAGGCAUUUUGAACGGCCAGCUGACAUGCUCAACAUCACCACAGUUGACUCCUUGGCCAACCCCAAAUCCAACCGCCAGCCCUACUCCUGCACCCACUCGAGCUCCUACUCCACCACCAACCCCCGUGCCCACGCCCAGUCCAACGCCUCUGCCCACGGAUCCUCCCAUUGAAGUUGAAGGUUGUGUGUAUGAAGUGUAUCAAUUUAUCAGUAAGCAGGUGACAUCCUUCAUGCAACGAUUUGGCGCCGCCUAGUCUAGCUAGGCCCCACUCUGACCUGAGUACUAGUUUUAGUCAGGAGCCAAUGCUGCCUUGUACGUAGGGAUCGAGUGUCAACCACAGGAGAGGCACAGGAAAGGGGCAACCAAGGUUCAAAUAAUGUGUGUAGUUAAUUUUAAAAUACGGAAUACUUACAAUGGAGUGUUUUGCAUAAUUCAUGUGUCGGGUUUUGUCAUGCUGUACGCAGGUGCUUACGCUUCUACUCUUCUUGACUCUUUUAGCUAGUGGCUGGCUGGCUAG
Molecule: messenger RNA, 2753 nt
Organism: Seminavis robusta
Lineage: Eukaryota; Bacillariophyta; Bacillariophyceae; Naviculales; Naviculaceae
Source: the annotation of a GenBank genome assembly